Galleria mellonella (greater wax moth) is the source of this 4198-nucleotide messenger RNA. RefSeq names its product DIS3-like exonuclease 2. The coding region runs from base 146 to 3052 and encodes 968 amino acids. The transcript is spliced from 3 exons. Gene Ontology annotation, molecular function: 3'-5'-RNA exonuclease activity; RNA binding. Gene Ontology annotation, cellular component: P-body; exosome (RNase complex). Gene Ontology annotation, biological process: miRNA catabolic process; mRNA catabolic process. NCBI's taxonomy places the organism in Eukaryota, Metazoa, Arthropoda, Insecta, Lepidoptera, Pyralidae. The record is from RefSeq and is a predicted model, not a curated record.
CAAUACAUACAUAUCUACGAUGUAUAUAUACUUAUAACAAAAUUCGUUGUUCCUCUUUGUUUUUAAUUACUAAUUCGUUGUAGUUAUAGAAAUGUUGGUAAAAUAACUUCAAAAGUUUGAAAUAAAAUAUUUUAUCUUUACAAAAAUGUCGCAUAUACAAGAUAGCUUAGUUGAAAGAAAUAGUGAAUUGAAUAGACCUUCCACUUCAGCUCUGUCCACGUCGCAAUCUUUAAAUUUAAAAAAUACUGAAAAUAAAAAAAUUAACGAACCUGUUUCUACACAAAUAUUUUCGAAUAUGGAUAUAGUGAGUGCAGUGUCAUCUCGGUGCCAAAAUUUAAAUAUAAGUGAUAUACAUGAAGUAAACAGAAAGGAGCACAACGCACUUGUGACUGCGCCUUCGAAAAAGAAAAAUGCGCAAAAGAAAGAAAAGUUAAAACAAUUACAAAUGCCUACAUCAAACACAAGUGAAGUUGACCGUCCAGUUCUAAGCAGUUCUGUGCAAGAAUUCUUUAUGAGUCAUGUAACACCAAUGUAUGCUACUAAAAGUACGAGAUAUCUAGAAAAUCUUAGUUAUCAUCCACAAUAUCAGUACAUGAAUAAUACAAGAGAUAUUUCGCAAAAUCCACACCAUCCAAGAAGUGUUCCUAGUUCCCCUUUAUUACAAAAUGGGCACAUACAGAAUUCAGUGAGCAUAUCAAACACUCCAUUUGUCGUGUCUCAACCUACAACACCUACAUCUAUACAAAAUGUAUUGCAACAUCCUUUGUUAAAUUACUCAAUAUUAGUUCACCAAAAUAAAUAUGGACAAAAUCCAAGUUCCUCCCAACCUAAUCCAAAUGUGUCGGUAAUAAAAAAUUCUCUAAAAAAUAUUAAAAGUUCUCCAAAAUGUAUGCAAAAUAAUAAAAUAAAGCAAAAGAAUAAUGAUGAAAAAAAAUUUGAUCCAUAUUUAUCUAUAGAAGAAGUAGAAUUGGGUUUGAAAAACAAUAGUUUAAUUGAAGGUGUUUUGAGAAUAAAUCCCAAACAAUUUCAACAUGCAUAUGUGUCAAGUACUGAUCGUAGUGGACAAGAUGUUCUUAUAGAUGGAAUUAAAAAUCGUAACCGAGCUUUGGAAGGAGACAUUGUGGUAGUACAGAUAAUACCAGAUAGUGACAAUGAAGAUAAUACAGAUGAUAGUAAACAAAAGAAGGGAAAAGUUGUAUAUAUUAAAGAAAAAGUUCAUACUAGAACUUGUAUUGGAAUAUUGAAAUUAAUGCCAGAUAAAAAUAGGCAAAGAGCUUUGUUUGUUCCUCGUGAUCAUAGAUUACCAAGAUUGAAUAUACCAUUUACAUGUUGGCCUGAUAAUUUCUAUCAGGAUGCUAAAAGUUAUGAAAAUACAUUAUUUUUAGCAAAAAUAAUAGAUUGGUUUGAUACUAGAUUUGCUUUGGGAAAAAUUGAAUGUAAUAUAGGACAGUCUGGUAAUAUGAAGACAGAAACGCAAGCUAUAUUAGCACAAACAGAUUUAGAUAUCACACCUUUUGGACCUGAAGUCAGAGACCUAUUCCCUCGUUUGGAUUUUGUUAUACCUGAAGAAGAAAUUAAGUUGAGGGAAGAUUGUCGUGCGCUAUGUUUAUUUAGUAUAGAUCCAUUUAAUUGUCGGGAUAUUGAUGAUGCUGUUUCAUGUAAGGAGCUAGAUAAUGGAAAUUAUGAAAUUGGUGUUCAUAUUUCAGAUGUUGCUCAUUUUCUUACUGAAGACACUAUACUUGAUGAAAUGGUGGCAGACAAAGCAACUACCAUAUAUUUAGUAGAGAAAGCAUAUCACAUGUUGCCAGAUGAGUUGUGUAUGCUGUGUUCUCUUUUUCCUGGGGUUGAUAAACUUGCUUUUUCUGUAUUUUGGGAAGUAACUAAGGAUGCAAAAAUACUCAGUCACAGAUUUUCAAAAACUGUAAUACAUUCUUGUUGUCAACUAGCUUAUGAUCAUGCACAGGCAAUUCUAGAGGAUAAAGUUGAUGCUAAAGAUAUAUUCCCAGAAACUUACAAUGGAUUUAAAUAUUCUGAUAUAUAUAAGUCAAUUCAAAUGUUAGGUAAAAUUUCUUCUAUACUCCGUAAGAAUAGAUAUGAGAAUGGUGCAUUAAGGAUUGAUCAACCCAAAGUUGUAUUUCAAUUAAAUAGUUUGAGUGGGCUGCCAGAUUCUUUCUGCAUCUAUGAAAGUAAAGAAAGCCAUCAACUUAUUGAAGAAUUUAUGUUGCUGACAAAUAUGACUGUUGCAAAACGAAUUUAUGAAGAUCAUCCAAAUCUAGCAUUUUUGCGUAGCCAUCCACCACCUAGUACAUAUAUGUUGAAGGAGUUAGCUAAAUCAUUACAACCACUUGGGAUUGAUUUGGAGAUAUCUUCUGCUGGUGAUCUACAUCGCUCUUUAUUGCCACAUGUAGGACCUGAAUGUACAGAUAAAGGCAAAGCCAUGGUAUUGAAUAUGUUAUGUGCAAAGCCAAUGACUAGAGCGAAGUAUUUUUGUGCUCAUGGUUGUGAUGAUGAUGAUUUCCAUCACUAUGCUCUCAAUGUGCCUUUGUAUACACAUUUUACCAGCCCCAUCAGACGUUACGCAGAUAUAAUGGUUCACAGAUUAUUGGCUGCCAGCCUGCGAUAUAGAGAUGUACCUACAUGGGAAAUAGAUAAAGUACGAAAGAUAGCAGCACAAUGCAAUAAACAGAAGUACAAUGCUAAAAAAGCAGGUGAAAUGUCCACAGAACUAUAUACUUUAAAAUAUAUUGAAAUGAAUUCACCACUAUUUACUCAAGCUGUUGUUGUUGACAUACGAGAAAAGUAUAUAGACGUAAUUAUAGUAAUUAUGGGAUUGAAUAGAAGAAUAUUCUUCAAUAACGAUUUUCCGGGUCAAUAUAAAUGUAUAAAAAAUGAAGCUGGAAUGAAGCUCUCCAAAAUGGAAUUGACUUGGCAAGCAACAGACGAUUUGCCUCAAAUAAACCAACUAAUAGAAGUUUUCUCUAUUUUACAAGUUGAAUUAAAUAGAGAUGAUGAUAUGGUGAAAGUAGAAACUAAGUUAGUACGACCUAAAUAGCAAAUUUAGGUCUUUUAUAAUUUUAUUUGAAAUUAAUGCAUUACUACUUGACAAUAGAUUGCAAAAAUUUUAUACAAUCUGUGAAUAAAAUGAUACGAUAAUUUUUUACUUACAUUUGUUAAGUAAAUUUAUAAAAUUGUGAUAAUAAAUUCUGAAAUUUAUUUUUUUAAUCUGUACAAUAAGAUUUUAAUCUUUGCUUUUUAUUUAUUAGGAUACAAAACGUAUACCUAUGUGGAAUUUCUUGAAAUAAUAUUUCUUUAAAUAUACUGGUUUUACUUUUAUAUAAAUUGUAAUACAAUAAAGACUAUAUACAGACUGUGUUAUUUUAGCUUAAUAUUUUAAUUGCAUUUUAAAAAUUGUUCUUUUGUACUUAUAUCUAUAUAGCCUGUAAAAAUAUUGUGCGCCAUGUUUGUGAGGGGCAUAGGUAAAGGUAUUGUAUUAGUAUAGGUAAACUGGCAGGCGUACUCUUUUGUUCCUUGCUUCAUUACUCCUCCUCCUGCAAGUCUCGUGCACCUUUACUAGAAAGUAUCGAGAACAUAAUUGACAGGCUAUAGUUAUCGAUAGUUUUUUAAACAAAACCAUAAAAAUUGCACAGUAGAUAUUUGUGUUGUAAAUGGUUACUAGCCGGUAUCCAUAAUUUUUAAUGACUAUUCGACAUCUAUUUAUAUUAGAACACGAUGGUUGACCAUUUCAUUUCGUGUAACUUAUAACUUUUAAUAUAACGAAUUUGGAUUUACAUAAUAUUCAAGAAUUUUAAUUUUGGAUUCCUCACUGAUAUUUGUUUGUGUUUUUUUAUGUUUCAUUAAUGAAAUUAUUUUAGUAGAACAUUAGAAAGUCAUAACAUUUUAUUGUGUAAAUACUUACUGGGCAUCUAAAAAAUUACCUACAGCUCGGAAACCAGUUGCAGACAUAUAAUAUUACAAGUAUUUAAACGGUUUAAUUGUAGGAGGUUGUUUAAAUUCCCAUUGAUAAGGAUUCUGUCAGUAUGGGUAUCACAUCAAGCAUCUACAUUUAUUAUAUAUUUAUUUUUGCAUGAUAAUCCCUCCCUGUCUGGUGGUGCCCUUUCUAAUGUAUUCAAUGUCAUGCUCAAUCAUGUUGUUAUGUAUUCCUAAUGUUUAAUUAAUAAAAAAAGCGACUAGAUAAGUA